UUCUCUACAACACGCGGAGAAAGCUCGCGCUCACCUCCACCCUGCUUCCUCGCGCUGGAGCGCGUUCUGGUCCCGCCGUCACGGGAGAGGACGCACAGGUACAGCAGCGGGAGAACCUUCCCCUCCUGUCUCACUAAAGCUUCUUUAUCGAGUGACGCUAGAGCGCCAAACCAACAACCUUCUCGCGUUCCGCUCACGCGGAGCUUGUUGAUCUCACCCCGCCUUGGUCCAUCGGAUCUGGGAUUGGUCCGGUGAUUGAUCGACUCUUCCUAAAGCGACAGGGGCUGCGGGAGAGAGACUACGCGAAAGGGGGGGGGUCGUCUGAAUCACCAGUAGGGGAUCAGGAGGAUCUGUUACCGCUUAUUAGAUAUGGCGACGUGAGAUGAAGAAACCGAUUGGAGACAUGAACGCAGACCCGGGGAGAUGAGCCGAGUCCACAGCGGGGAACACACUCACACAACCAGUUGAAUCUGGUCUUUUUUGACUGACUAAAGUUGGACCAAGCGCUGUUGGACCGGCGGACAUGUUGCUCUGUUCUGGGAGAAGGUUCCUGGAGCAACUCCUCGAGAACAUAUGACGAAUGUAGGAAACUGAGAAGAUUGUGGCCGUCCAGCAUCUCCAGCAACUCCGGCAUCUCCAGCAUCUCCAACAUCUUCAGCAUCUUCAGCUCAUCACACCCCUCCUCGGUCCAGCCGUUGGAUCGUUGGUUUCUUCUAUUCCGGGGAUCACUGUUCAUCUGGAGGCUGAAGAUGCCGUUCCACCAUGUGCGAGCAGGCCUACUCUACCCUGACAACUACCUCAGCAGCUCGCUCUCUGAGGGCAGCGAAGCCUUCCAGCUCACCAGCAUCUCCCCAGAGGAGCUCGCAGAAAUCCGAGAGGCAUUCCGUAUUCUGGACCGCGAUGGGAACGGCUUCAUCUCCAAGCAGGAGCUGGGCAUGGCCAUGCGCUCCCUGGGCUACAUGCCCAGCGAGGUGGAGCUGGCCAUCAUCAUGCAGAGGCUGGACAUGGAUGGGGACGGCCAGGUGGAUUUCGAGGAGUUCAUGACCAUCCUGGGCCCCAAGCUGCUGUCCUCUGACAAUAGAGAAGGCUUCCUGGGCACAACCAUCGACAAUAUCUUCUGGCAGUUUGACAUGCAGCAGCUGUCUCUGGACGAGUUGAAGCAGGUUCUGUUCCACGCCUUCCGAGACCACCUGACGAUGAAGGACAUCGAGAACAUCAUCAUCACUGAGGAGGAGAGCCUCAAGGAGUCUUCUGGGAACUGCCCCGAGUACGAAGGAGUCCACCCUAAGAAGAAGAAUCGACAGACAUGCGUCCGGAAAAGCUUGAUUUGCGCCUUCGCCAUGGCGUUCAUCAUCAGUGUCAUGCUCAUCGCGGCCAAUCAGAUGCUGCGAAACGGCAUGGAGUGACGAACACUGCGCUGCGGAGCGCAGGAAGGGACCACAGAGCCAUGACCUCACAUCCUGUCUUUUUUCAGCCAGAGCUUGACACAGCCACAACACAAGAUCUUCUCUAGAUGACCCCUUGUGUUCCUUUAAUGGGGAGCAUUGGACACUCUAAGGGACUGCUUCACAAGGGGGGGAGGGGAACGCAGCCUGGAUGUGUGGAGGUCGAAGAGGAAACACAAAGUGACACAACUUGUUUUGUUUUGAUAUUUUAUAAAUCAUAUGAAAAUACGGGAUAUUUCAUUUAACUGUUUUCAAGAUUGUCUCUCAUCCUUUAACCUUGAUUUUCUAAUUAACGCUACUCUGUCUAAUAUGUUAUCAGGUGUUUUGGACCAAUCCCAGGUUCAAACCCUGUCAUCCCAUGUCAGAUGGCCCCCGUCAGUCUUGGAAUAACCAGGGUGAUACAGCCCCCCCGAAGGCUCCUCUAUACUAGUGUGUGGCCCCGCGGGGCCCGGAGCCAGGGUGCAGCUUUAUGUUAACGAGAUGCAGCAUCAUGUAUAACGAGUUGCAGCGUCAUGUACAACGAGGUGCAGCGUCAUGGUAACGAGGUGCAGCAUCAUGUUAACGAGGUGCAGCAUCAUGUAAACAAGGUGCAAUAUCAUGUUAACGGGGUUCAGAAUCAUGUAUAACGAGGUGCAGCAUCUUGUAUAAUGAGUUGCAGCAUAAUUUAUAAUGAGAUGCAGCACCAAGUUAACGAAGUGCAGCAUCAUGUUAAUAAGGUGCAGCAUCAUAUAUAACGAGGUGCAGCAUCAUGUUAAUAAGGUGCAGCAUCAUAUAUAACGAGGUGCAGCAUCAUGUUAAUAAGGUGCAGCAUCAUAUAUAACGAGGUGCAGCAUCAUGAUAACGAGGUGCAGCAUCAUGUUAACGAGGUGCAGCAUCAAGUUGACGAGGUGCAGCAUCAUAUAUAACGAGGUGCAGCAUCAUGAUAACGAGGUGCAGCAUCAUGUAAACGAGGUGCAGCAUCAUGAUAACGAGGUGCAGCAUCAUGUUAACGAGGUGCAGCAUCAUGUAUAACGAGGUGCAGAAUCAUGUUAACGAGGUGCAGCAUCAUGUUAACGAGGUGCAGCAUCAUGUAUAACAAGGUGCAGCAUCUUGUAUAACGAGUUGCAGUAUAAUUUAUAAAGAGGUGCAGCAUCAAGUUGACGAGGUGCAGCAUCAUAUAUAAUGAGGUGCAGCAUCAUGAUAACGAGUUGCAGCAUCAUGUAUAAUGAGGUGCAGCAUCAUAUAUAACGAGGUGCAGCAUCAUGAUAACGAGUUGCAGCAUCAUGUAUAAUGAGGUGCAGCAUCAAGUUAACGAGGUGUAGCAUCAUGUUAACGAGGUGCAGCAUCAUGUAUAACGAGCUGCAGCAUCAUCUAUAACGAGGUGCAGCAUCAUGUUAACGAGAUGCAGCAUCAUGUUAACGAGGUGCAGCAUCGUGUAUAACGAGGUCACUGUCUCCCUGAGUCUAAAUGUACUGCGUUCCGCUCAAGUAGAUCUUUGAAGGCUUUGAUGUAGCCCAAAGUAGGUGUUGACAUACUCUUGUCUUAAACGUUGUGUAUCUUAAUGACAGUGUCGUCUACGUAAUCUAAACUCAGGCUUUCAGAGUGGUUUCCAUAAUUGGUCGAGCCAAAUUACCCACCUGUUGACACAGGUCCUAACCAAUACCCCCACCAAUAGGUAUAUUUUAUAUGUGAUAAAACAAGAUGUUAAUGUCGUACAAUUUCAUCAUUCUUUAUAAAACAAUAAUUCACAGUAUAUAAAUGAAAAAAAUAAACAUAGUUUGAUUUAGUUUAAUCUCGAAGACAAAGUAUGGUGACAAGAGUCUGUGAUUUGUAUUAUGGACAAUGCAGAACUGUAACAACUUGUGCGCAGCAUAACUGUUGUGAAUGGUCGCCAUCUAGUGGAUUUAAUGAGAUCUGCAGGUGAAACACUGGGAUUUUUUUCUUUUCUGAUGCGUUUUAAGGGAAAGAGAAUAAUACGUCUGACUCGCAGCUUUGUGAUGUUAGUCCGAUGCCACUCGGGACCUUAGGUCUGCAUUAUCUUGUCGUAUAAUACUCUAGGGCUAAGGCUAGCGGGUGGUGACCAGACAAGACUUCAGAGUAGACAACAAUGCUGUUUGUAUUUUAAAGAGUUAGCUGAGGGUGACUGUUAAAGGGUUUAUUUCAUGUUGUGUUGUUGGGUAGAUGUGGAGGAAAACACUGCCAGUGUGGCAGUCUCCCUCCCAUUGGAUAUCCCAGAACGCAAUGUGAGCGAGUGUUAAAACACUGCUGCUUGUCAAUUUAGUGUGAGAGGGGAUGACAGACCCAGAUUCAUACCACCCCCCCCCCCUUCCACACACACACACACACACACACACACACACACAC
Gadus morhua (Atlantic cod) is the source of this 3788-nucleotide messenger RNA. It is a transcript of the gene caln2, whose product is annotated as calneuron 2. Gene Ontology annotation, molecular function: calcium ion binding. Bases 750 to 1406 code for a protein of 218 amino acids. The transcript is spliced from 6 exons. Gene Ontology annotation, cellular component: trans-Golgi network membrane. NCBI's taxonomy places the organism in Eukaryota, Metazoa, Chordata, Actinopteri, Gadiformes, Gadidae. The record is from RefSeq and is a predicted model, not a curated record.